AUGUCUGGCGUGCUGGGGUUCCCCCCCGAACUCGCCCAUUCCAUCUACGCCUUCCUGGAGCCUUCAUACCACUUUUCCUUCGCUAUUACCUGCAAGCUCAUUUUCUAUCAAUCAGGGUAUAUUCUCCAACUCCAUCGCAAAGCCCAUUCAGAGUAUCACGUUGUCUCGGACCGGUCUCCACAAGACAUCGUUCGCCUCUUCCUCAGCGCAGAGGCUGGUUUCGGUCCUGAGGCCAUCGCCGCCUGGCAUGUGCGAGAGUAUGAGGUCUGGGGCACCAGGCGGAAUUGGAGCGAGUGGCGCUCCUGGCUGAUCAGUCCUGGCGGCCGAAUUUCCCUCGCCAUGGAUGAGCGACCCCUCCGCUCGCCGAUCAGCGAAAUUCAGUUAGAGUAUCUUGCCAGAUCUCUCCCCGAAGAUGACGACAGCCAGAGGGUAAUUAGAGCGGUCAUACAAUUCGGGGAAGAUGGAUUCUUCAAAGCCUACACUAUUUCACUGCUCCCUCGGCUUAAAGUCCUAAAAUUCGUCGAAAUCCAAGGCCGACACUCCACAUUAUUCUGGAUCGCCGCAGUUGCAAGCUGGAGUACGACCCAUGGUGUUCCAUGGCCCCCCGGGCUCUUGGCUCUUUCUGAGGUUGCCGUUCACAUCCCCGUGAAUAUUGAGGAGCAGAUCGAUCAAUACUCUACGGAUGUGAUGUACCUUGGAGUCCUGCUCGCCCUCCCCGCCAUCAGAUGCGUGUAUUAUCGAAAUAUCCACGUUCAAUUUGAAUACGACGACCUCUUCGUGCCUGGUAACUCCACUGUUGAAACACUUAUACUUGACAAAAUUAAACUAGACAACUUCCAGCCACGGAAAGCCAUCUGCAGGGCGCCCUCUCGACUCGAAUCCUUUGUUGUUCGUGGAAGCACCGACCCGACCUAUGUCCAACAGUUCCCGCGCCUCCUCUCGCAAUCUCGUUCGCGUGCGACCCUGCGCAAAGUCCUCUUCUACAACCCGGACCAAAUGCUUGGAUCUACAACUGACUUGUUUGAGCCGGCUUAUAUCAAUACAAUGAGUGGCCUUCGUGUGGUUGAUAUAUGCAUCGGUGACAUGCAGGUAGAAGCCUUUGCGGCAGCCGAUCACGAGAGUGUGAGGGCUCGAACUGCCACAUUGUGUGCCAAAUGUCUUCAUGACAAAAUUGACCUGGGCGAUGCCUGCAACGGUGACAUCCCUUGUGAACCCCCAGACAGCGUAAAUGCACAACCCGUCUCGUCCUCCGAUUCUACUGUGGUUGGAGAUGCUGAAGAAGCGCAGAGUAUCGGUCAAGAAGGUCUUCUGUUAAACCAUGAUGGCCUGGUUCGUCAAUUUGUCAUUGGGCUCCCUGAGAGCUUGGAGGUACUACUCAUCCAUGGCCAGGAAGAAAACAGAGAGUACUUCGACAGGGGACCUUAUGAAGAAAACGAAACGAUCGACGAUGCAGUCGUCGCCAUGCUCGAGAGUGGGCGUUACCCGAAUCUUGGAGUCAUAUAUCUGGACCAGAUUGAAAGGCGCGUGGCGGAGCCAAGAAACGUGGUCUCGUUCCAGAAAGCAAUUGCAGCGGGCAGGAAGCAUGGCGUCUACAUCUUCACAGUGGCCAACCAGAUACACCCCCCAGGGGAAAGCCGGUUUCCCGUUAUGCCGGACAGGCACGAUCUCAAGACAGGCCCUUUUCCACCGAGGGGCGCCGACUAG
Clonostachys byssicola is the source of this 1704-nucleotide messenger RNA. NCBI's taxonomy places the organism in Eukaryota, Fungi, Ascomycota, Sordariomycetes, Hypocreales, Bionectriaceae. The record is from the annotation of a GenBank genome assembly.